AGCUCCUCCUUUCUGAUGGAGGUCUGGGUGGUGACGUCACUGGUGAAGCUGUAACUUGUGCUGGACAGAACACUGACAUCUCUGUGACCUGAUGGUGACAUCACUGCAGAGCAGGCACGAUAUAAGGUGACAGGCCGCAGAGAGGAGCAGGCAUCUUUUUUUCACUUGCUGAGAUGAUAAAACUUUUCCUGAUUGUUAACAAGCAAGGACAGACUAGACUGUCUCGAUAUUAUGAUUGCACGGAAGUUCAGAAGAGAACAGUGUUAGAAUCUGAAGUCAUCAAACUAUGUCUCUCUCGUCCCAAAGAUCAGUGUUCCUUCAUAGAGUAUAAAGACUUUAAGCUGGUGUUUCGGCAAUAUGCAGCACUGUUCAUUGUGGUUGGAAUAGAUGAGUCUGAGAAUGAGAUGGCCAUCUUUGAGCUUAUUCAUAAUUUUGUGGAAGUCUUGGACAAAUACUUCAGCCGAGUGAGUGAACUGGAUAUAAUGUUCAAUCUUGACAAGGUACACAUUAUUUUGGAUGAGAUGGUGUUAAAUGGAUGCGUUGUAGAAACAAACAAGAAUCGGAUUCUUGCACCACUCCUAGUUCUAGAUAAAGUUGGAGAGAGCUGAAAGUUGCUUGGACACCCCACACUGACCUCUCCAGCUGCAUAUACUAUAUAUAUACACCUACGGUACUUUUUAUACAACAGAUGAGAAGUUAAAAGCCAUCAGAACUGAAGACUCCACAAGUCAUACAGAUGCUCCAAUUUUUCCAGCCGACGCAGUUUUAUUAAAGUUAAUUUAUCUAAGCAUUAAUAGACUUGGUUUUGGAAUUGAUAUGCCUUUUC
Molecule: messenger RNA, 826 nt
Organism: Bufo bufo (common toad)
Lineage: Eukaryota; Metazoa; Chordata; Amphibia; Anura; Bufonidae
Gene: AP4S1
Product: adaptor related protein complex 4 subunit sigma 1
Exons: 6
Coding region: 174-608 (144 amino acids)
Biological process (GO): protein transport; vesicle-mediated transport
Cellular component (GO): intracellular membrane-bounded organelle
Source: RefSeq, a predicted model, not a curated record